AGCUGUGAAUCGCAUCAAUGACUAUCAGUCUCCUCCCGAAAUGUUUUGCUAUGCUGAAAGGGAACAGACAUAGUGAACUGCUCGAACUACCUUCUCUUCCGCUUGAUAAGGAAAUUCCAAGGUACGUAUUUGAAAGAAGAGGAGCAAUAUCCUUAGGACUGCCAACUUCUCCAAAAGCUAAGAAAAACGCGUGUGGUGACGGACCUCGUCCUCGUCUGAUGCGUCGUGGAGGUGUCUCUGUUGAUGUUGAAGAUGUUGAAGCGAAGUAUCUCAGACUCCUUGGAGACACAGAACAAGCAACAAGGAAGAACAGUACCAUAACCCAGUUCACCGUCAAAACUUCUCUCAAAGAUCUAAGAAGGAUGCAGUCUACAGAGAGCAGUGCGGCGGACCCGAGCAUGGGGGCUUACGCGGGGCGCUUCAAACGCAAAAUGUCAGCACCCACCGUUACCCGACACCGACUCUGCAACGAUGGUCUAGUGGAAUGGAGUCAACUCAACAGAAUUGGUUUCUGGGACUUCGACACACUUUCCAUAGCCAGAAUAACGAAAGGAAGAUGCCUGUUUUACAUUGGAUUCCAGCUCCUGAUAAAACACGACCUAUUCGAAGAAUUUAACCUUGAUGUUAUGUCAGUCUUGAAAUUUCUAAACCUGUUAGAACAGCACUACGAACCAGAGAACCCGUUCCACAACGCAACCCACGCCGCAGACGUAGCUCAAGCCCUUCACUGUUUACUGUCCAACCUCAGAUCUAUCGAAUCCUUCAAACCCAAGGAGCUGCUGGCCAGCAUCCUGGCUGCUCUAGCUCACGAUGUUAACCAUCCCGGAGUCAAUCAGAACUUCUUGAUAAAAACUGCCAGUCAUCUCAUGAAAAUCAAUGGGAACACAUCUCUAUUGGAACAACAUCACUCAAAAGUAGCUAAAUCUCUUAUAAAGGAAAGCGGCAUCAUCUCCCAUCUAUCUCUUAAUGACCAGGAUGACAUACUGCGUCUAGUCGACGACAUGAUCAUGGCCACAGACAUGGCUCAGCACCAAAAGUAUGUGAACAACAUGAAGGCCCUAAUGGUGGGUGGAUACGAUCCUGAGAAUGCGGAACAUAGAAAAGUGGUACUGAGACUCGCCAUGAAGUGUUCUGAUUUAUGCAACACCGCCAGACCGUGGUCCACGUGUGUGCAGUGGGGUAAACUAGUUCUGGAGGAGUUCUGGAGACAGGGAGAUGAGGAGAAGAAAAUGAUGUUCGACGUUAUAGAAAUGUUCGAUAGAGACCAGUGCGUUCCUUCUAAAGCUCUCACCGGCUUCAUAGACUACAUCGCCGAACCCUUAUUCACUCUGUGGGCAGACUUCUGCGAUACAUCAUUCACCCGAGACAUUUGCAGGCUAAUAGACAAUAACAGGUCGCACUGGGAAGAGGUCAUCACCCUGCCAGUGUCGGCUGUCAUGGCAACCGGUGUUUAGUGGUCAUGGUAACAGUUUAGGUGAAUUAUCAUAACGACUUGUGCAGAGCACACAGAAUUUGCUAUUUCAUUGGAAUUUAACAAGGAUUGAGACAUGUUGUGUAAGUGUUGCGGAAAGUUGAAAUUCCGCGGAAGAACAAUCCAGUGACGAGAUAGUGUUACUGUUUAGAUGAAUAUGGACAUCUAUAGGUGUGAAUUAAGAGGAGUGUUCAAAUUAGCACAGACGACAAUCAUUUAUUUUUUAUUUGUGUUUGAUUUUCUUCAACAAUUAUGAUUCCCCUUCGAAAAUCCCUGUUUUGAGGAUUUCGUGCUCUCCUUACCUCUUUAGGAAUUUAUGAGCUAAUUUUAUGAGUCCCGCUAAUUUUAUGAGUCCCGUAGCGAGAAUCGAUUAUUUAUCCACAGAAAAUAUGUACCUAAUGAUCAUUCUGAAAACCAUUGAUUACUUAUGUGACCGAUUUUAGACUCACUGAUUUUUAUUGUUGUUAUUUCAAAGAGAGAAAGGAAGUUAUCAUUUCUUGAGCUAAUUCCGUUCGUACACAAUAUAUUAUGCCCGUAAGGUAUUUGCUUGGGUAUUUUAGACGCUCGUACGUUUGAUAAUAAUUCCGCCUGGGUGAUUAAAUUAUCAUGAUUUCGAGAAACUAUUUACGCACUUAUAUUUCAGACAUGACGUAUUAACAAUUUAUUUCUUUAAAUCCUUGUUGAAACCAGGCACACUUUUCUUUAAAUUUUUAACAAUUUCUGUCAUUUUGUAAGUAUUGAUAUUAAAUGUAUCAAAAAUAAACAAUUCAAUUGAUA
This is a messenger RNA of Bolinopsis microptera, 2248 nucleotides long. Its product is annotated as high affinity 3',5'-cyclic-AMP phosphodiesterase 7A-like. Gene Ontology annotation, molecular function: 3',5'-cyclic-AMP phosphodiesterase activity. Bases 18 to 1454 code for a protein of 478 amino acids. Lineage: Eukaryota; Metazoa; Ctenophora; Tentaculata; Lobata; Bolinopsidae. The record is from RefSeq and is a predicted model, not a curated record. The transcript has 10 exons.